CCGCUUGGUCGGCCCGGCGGUGCCGCUCGCCGCCACUUCCCCGCUGGGCGCUUUCCUGCCCGUGAACUCGAUCCGCUCCCGGAAACUCGGCUCUCCUCUCAGUCCCGCCGGUGGGGUCUCGACACGGCUCUCGGCCCCGGCGAGGCGGGCGGGGGGGAACUUCUCGCACUUCUCCGGAGAAGGAUUUGGGCCGCCCAGCUCCGGCGGCGGCAGCGCCUGCGGUCCCCGCCGCGGCGGCAGAACUUUCGCCUCCGCUUGCGGGGCGGCGAGAGGGGCCCGGGUGCGCCGGCCGCGGCGGGAGCAGCGCGGCGGCGGCGGCGCCGGCCCGGCAGCCGCGGAAAUGAAGCUGAGCCGGCAGUUCACGGUGUUCGGUAGUGCGGUCUUCUGCGUGGUGAUCUUCUCCCUGUACCUGAUGCUGGACCGCGGCCACUUCGACCACCCGAAGAGCCCCCGGCGGGAGGGCACCUUCCCCAAGGGCCAGCUUUCAAUAUUGCAAGAAAAAAUAGAUCAUUUAGAGCGUCUGUUGGCAGAAAAUAAUGAGAUUAUUUCAAACAUACGAGAUUCUGUGAUCAAUCUGAGUGAAUCAGUAAAGGAUGGACAAAAAAAUCCAGAGGCUGUAAACUUUGGUCAAGGAUCUGUUUCUGAGCUGUUCCCUUCUGCUUCAGCUUUGCUUGCAGUUGAUUCUGAGGAUUGUUUGUUUGCUUCAAAAAGUGGAAGUCACAGUUCAGGUGUACAGAUGCUGGAUGUCUAUGACAUUCUUCCUUUUGAUAAUCCAGAUGGUGGCGUUUGGAAACAAGGAUUUGAUAUCACUUACAAUGAAAAUGAAUUUGACAAUGAACCACUUCAAGUUUUUGUUGUGCCUCACUCACAUAAUGAUCCAGGUUGGCUGAAGACUUUUGAUGAUUACUUCAGAGAUCAGACACAGCAUAUUUUAAAUAACAUGGUUAUAAAACUGCAAGAAGACAACCGAAGGAAAUUUAUAUGGUCUGAGAUUUCCUACUUUUCAAAAUGGUGGGAUGGAAUAGAUAGCCAAAAAAAAGAUGCUGUUAAAAGGUUAAUAAAAGAUGGACAAUUUGAAAUAGUAACAGGAGGAUGGGUCAUGCCUGAUGAAGCAUCUUCUCAUUAUUUUGCUUUAAUUGACCAGCUGAUAGAAGGACACCAGUGGCUAGAAAAGAACCUUGGAGUAAAACCAAAGUCUGGAUGGGCAGUUGAUCCAUUUGGGCAUUCACCAACAAUGGCCUACCUUCUGAAGCGCGCAGGAUUUUCCAAAAUGCUUAUUCAGAGAGUUCAUUAUUCAGUUAAAAAACAUUUUGCAACACAAAAGACACUAGAAUUUUUUUGGAGACAGAACUGGGAUUUGGGAUCCAGUACAGAUAUUCUUUGUCAUAUGAUGCCUUUCUAUAGCUAUGACAUUCCUCAUACUUGUGGCCCAGAUCCAAAAAUCUGCUGCCAGUUUGAUUUCAAAAGACUUCCUGGAGGAAGAAUAAGUUGCCCUUGGAGAGUCCCACCAGAAGCCAUUCAUGCUGGAAAUGUUCAACACAGGGCUUGGAUUAUAUUAGAUCAAUACAGGAAGAAGUCAAAGCUCUUCCGUACAAAAGUCCUGUUAGCUCCACUUGGGGAUGAUUUUCGCUACACUGAGAGCUCUGAAUGGGAUCAGCAGUACCAGAAUUACCAGAAGCUGUUUGAUUAUAUGAAUUCUCGCCCUGAAUGGCAUGUUAAGGCCCAGUUUGGAACUUUAUCUGAUUACUUUGAAGCUCUGCUCAAAGAAAGCAAUUUGGGUGAAAAGAGCAGCAAUUCACUUUUUCCUGUUUUAAGUGGAGACUUCUUCACCUAUGCAGACAGAGAUCAUCAUUACUGGAGUGGGUACUUUACAUCACGACCCUUUUAUAAACGCCUGGACAGAGUCUUGGAAUCCUACAUAAGUAUGUUUGAGCUAACAUCCAUCUGUAUAUACAUAUUUGUGAGAGAAAGAGCCAUGAACAGAAGGGCAGCUGAAAUUCUCUACUCCUUGGCUUUAGUACAGUCCAGUAAAUCUGAGAAGAUGAGUGUAUUUCCUUCUGUGGAUAACUAUAAAUUGCUGACAGAAGCUAGGAGGAACCUUGGACUCUUCCAGCAUCAUGAUGCUAUUACAGGAACAGCCAAAGAUUGGGUAGUUGUGGAUUAUGGCACCAGGCUUUUCCAUUCAAUAAUGAAUUUGAAGAAAGUAAUAAUUGACUCUGUUCAUAUUCUCAUCCUAAAAGACAAAAGUGCUUAUAACUAUGACACAGCAACUCCGCUCCUGAAGAUGGAUGAUGUUCAGGCUUCUCAAGAUUCUUUGCCACGCAAGACAGUUAUAAAGCUGACAUUGCAACCAAGAUACCUUUUGAUACAUAAUCCUACGGAACAAGAGCGAUUUUCAGUGGUUUCAGUCAAUGUGAAUUCACCCAGAGUUAAAUUAUUGUCUCCUUUGGGAAAACCUGUUACUGUCCAGAUUAGUGCUGUUUGGGAUGGAGCAACUACAGUAUCACAUGAAGCUUAUCAGAUGUCUUUUGUGGCACAUCUACCACCUCUUGGGAUUGGAGUUUACCAGCUUCUGGAGGAUGAGAGUUCAGAAGCAGUUUUAGCUGACUAUAACAUAUAUGUAAGGAAUAGCAGGCAGGAGAAGCCAGAUGGGAUUUUCAAGAUAAAAGAGAUGCAGCAUUCUGUGGAUAAUAUAAUCUUAGAGAAUACAUACAUGAAUUUAUGGUUUUCUGGAAUGUCUGGGUUACUGGAGAAAAUAAACACCAAGGAAGAUGGUAAAAAUCAUCAAAUGAAGAUGGAGUUUGCUUGGUAUGGAACUACCAGCAACCGAGAUAAAAGUGGAGCUUAUCUCUUCUUACCCGAUGGAGAUGCCAAGCCGUAUAUUUUUACAGACCCACCUACCAUACGAGUUGCUCAUGGUGUGAUUUUCUCAGAAGUUGUUUGUUUUUUUCACCACGUGACACAUACCAUACGGCUGUAUAAAGUCCAGGGUUUGGAAGGUCAGUCUCUUGAAGUUUCCAAUAUUGUGGACAUAAGAGGAGAAUAUAAUCGUGAACUUGCAAUGAGAAUUUCAUCCGACAUAAACAGUCAAAAUAGAUUCUAUACUGAUCUUAAUGGAUAUCAGAUCCAGCCUAGACUGACGAUGAGCAAGUUGCCUCUUCAAGCAAAUAUCUAUCCUAUGACUACCAUGGCUUAUAUCCAAGAUGUUGGUGUUCGUUUGACACUUCAUUCAGCUCAGUCUUUAGGUGUUGCUAGCUUGAAAAAUGGUCAGCUGGAAGUGAUCAUGGAUCGUCGGCUCAUGCAGGAUGACAACCGUGGCCUUGGACAAGGUGUUCAAGAUAACAAGAUUACAGCUAAUGUCUUCCGACUGCUGUUGGAAAGAAGACGUAGAGCAGAUGUGAAUGAAGAGAAGGCACCAGUCAGUUUUCCAUCACUUCUUAGCCAUAUGACUUCUCUCUUCUUAAAUCAUCCUGUAAUUCCAAUGACAACGAAUGCAGAUUCAGGUGUCCCAGAGUUGAUAAAUACUUUUUCUCCAUUGAUGUCAUCCAUGCCUUGUGACAUGCAUAUAGUCAAUUUGAGGACAAUCCAAGCAAAGGUAGAUACCAAACCAUCUGAUGAAGCUGCUCUGAUUCUUCACAGAAAGGGAUUUGAUUGUAGAUUUUCAAACAGAGACACGGGUCUGCUCUGUUCUACCACUCAGGGAAAGAUAAAGGUUCAUAAACUUUUUAGCAAAUUCAGAGUGGAAAGUCUUACACCCACAUCUUUAUCUUUGAUGCAUUCACCUCCAGAUGUCCAAAAUAUAAGUGAAAUAAACAUGAGUUCUAUGGAGAUAAAUACAUUCCGGAUUCGACUGAGAUGAAAUCCUGCUUUAAUACUCAGAAUCUGCAAUUGUAUCUCCUCUGAGUUUCAUGUGCAAUAAGAGGCACAUUAAUGUUAUUCCAGCUUCUGGAUACUGUGAGAAAAAGAUGCAUUCUAUAAUUUUUUUUUGACCAACACAAAUGAAAAGCCAUGUUGCAAGCAACUUUCUUCUUUGUUCAGAUUUUUCCCCCAUAAAAUAGCAACAUCAUUAUCAGUUAAUGCAACAAGAAAUUUCUAUGGAUGUUAACCUCUCAACAGAUUAAAUCUCAGGUUAAAUGCUAAUUAAUGAUGUUUCUGGUGUUUUAAUUUUCAUAAACAGGGGAUUAGAUUUUAAACAGCCUUCUUUUCCUGAUUCUUGAUGAAUUUAUAUGUUAAUAACUCAGUGUAGAAAGUCCUGAUGCAGCUUGGAAAUAAAAUGGAAUAAAAUGUUCCUGUGUAGUAGCUAAUGUCCAAAUAUUUGCAAUCAUUUAUAUAAAUGACAAUAAUCUCAAUUUAUUCUGCAAUUAAUUUCAGUUUAUUCAACACAAAGGGGAUUAUUAAUUGUGGUGAAAUGAAAGCCUGCAGUACUUGUGAUAAGUGAUGGUAGAUUUUAAUACUUCUACCAUUCACCUGAGUUAUGUAAAUAGAAAAACCUGAACCUACAAAGUAAUUUUGCAAAGGAAACGUUUAAUAAAACUCCCAUUUUGUUACUUGACACACUGGGAUAUGUGCAAUUAUUCCAUUACCAUAAUGAGAAAUGUCCAUAAUUAUCAUGAAUACAAGAUUUUUUAUAAAACUCAUUUAGAUACCAGUGUUCUCUGAAAUGAGUUUUCUAUUUCAAGAUUACCAUAUCAAAAUAAAUGUGCCUUAUUUUUGAUAUGUCUUGUUACAAUUUUGGUGUCUAUGUUAAUGUUUUUGGGGAAAAGGUAGUUUAUGUAAUACUUAAGCUGUGUAUCUCCUAUUUGACAAUGCUGGCCACACUGAUCUAUGUACUCCUGCACCAAGUUUGUGCUACCUUAUUCUGAACAUUUUGACUAUUUGAAUGUAUUAAUACGAUGUCAUUACAUGAAACACCAACAAGAAAAGAAUUACUGUAGAAGCUAAAUUCAGCUGCUUUCAAGAAAAUUGCAACUUGAUUCAAAGAGUUGAUAUUAAGCAAGGUAUAGUUUGCAAACCCAUCAAAACAUGUUCUUGCAUGUCACAGACUGUGGUGACCUGUUAAUUCCAAAUCAUGUGCCUAUAUUUUAAACAACAUUUUACAAACUUGCAACCUCACUUAUAUUGCCAGUGUUCAUGUUACUGAAGAAUGGAGACUUUACUUUUUCCCAUAUUAAUUAAUAGUUAGUACUUAAGCCAUCCAAGUGUGGAAAGUAUUUCUCUAAGUAGAGCUGCUAUUUACAGUUAAUAUAUAUAAACAUUCAUUUGAGUAUGAUCCCAUUUUAUAGUCGUCAUUUAUUUUCAUAGCUUGUUCUUCUAUCUCUCGCUUAUGCUCUACUUUUCCAUACCCUGUUGCUUAUCCUCAAUACUAAUGCAUGAAAAAUCAUCAUAACUGGUAAAAAAAGAUGUGCUAAUUCUAAUAUUGCCUCCUGUAUUUAAUUUCAUCAUUGUUGUUCAACAAUUAUAUUAAAUAUCAAAGUCUAUCAAAUUAUUUCAUGUAGCUACAGGCUAUCUAAAAUGAAAGUGAAAGUCAUAAUUAGAUUUAUGCAUUGUCACAGUUUGGAUCUCUGUUGAGAUUGUAUAGGUUUUCUUAAUUCAAUCUACUGUGUGUUUUGUAAUAAUGGGAAUAGUUUAGUAGGAUCUGGUGCAAAUUACAUCAAGAAUAUAGGAACCACUAACCACAAAUAGAAGAAUCAGAUAAAUCCAAUCAAUGGAUAUUUUCAUGCAAUAAACAUGUACUGUAACUUCUUAGAAAAAGUAUUUGAAAAUGCUGUUUUUUGUUGGAACUCAAAGUUUAGUAGACUUGCCAGCAGAAAUUUCUCAUAUCACUCAUUUUGUUGCUUCUUCAGAAUUAAAAUGUUUAAGAUACUUUUAUGUGUUCUGUGCAGGAAAACAUUCAAAAUACAGUUUCAGUUUUGCUAGGCAUAAAAGAAAAAUUUUGAUGCAAUAAAAUUUUAAAGUAUUUUGCCUCUUGGAAUUGCUUUGAAAGAUUCUUCAUAUAGCAAUGAUUCUUUACUUUUAUCAUCAACUGUACAAUCAUGGUGCCUGGAUCUUCCUUAACCAGCAGAUGCAACCCUUGUUCCUGGUUUUUUUUUUGUUUUUUUUUGGUUUUUUUUUUUUUGUUUUUUUUUUUUUGUGUAAUGACAACUUUUAAUUCAAGAUCCUUUCCUGAAAUCCCUCACUAAAUCAAAACUCCAGUCAAAGUCUCAAAAAGGAUUUUGCUUGAAUUGGGUCAGAAUGUUGCUGCCAAUGAAGUUGCGUUUUCCAUGGUUUGGGUUUUUGUUGGAUUUUUGUUUUGCGCAAAUCUUACUGAAUUAUUUUACUGGGGUUUUUUUUUGUGUUUUUUUGUUUUUUUGUUUUUUUGUGAAUUGGCUAUAUCAUUAAAUUAUAUUAUUUUGGGUUUUAUUUUGGGUUUUUUCCUGUUUUUAUAGCUGCUGGGUUUGUAGCUAUUGGUUAAGAGAAGCAAGCAUCUUUACCUUGCCAGUAUGAUUUUAAGUACAGUGCUGUGUAAGAAAUGGUUUAAAACCUUGUAAUUACUUUCCAUACAAGAGUUGUACUUGUUCUGAUUUUAUGGUUUGGGGUUUUUUUACAUUCCUUUAUCUUAAUUUUCUUUUGUUUACUUGCUCAUAUUAUCUGAAACAAAUUAAUUUCAGCUGAAUUGAUAUUUUCUCUUGGAAGGUUUUAUAUCUUAUGGGGAUAUGUAAAAUAAGAUCUCUAAUAAAAGGUAAUGUUAUUGUGA
Molecule: messenger RNA, 6733 nt
Organism: Taeniopygia guttata (zebra finch)
Lineage: Eukaryota; Metazoa; Chordata; Aves; Passeriformes; Estrildidae
Gene: MAN2A1
Product: mannosidase alpha class 2A member 1
Biological process (GO): mannose metabolic process; protein deglycosylation; N-glycan processing
Cellular component (GO): Golgi membrane
Molecular function (GO): alpha-mannosidase activity; carbohydrate binding
Source: RefSeq, a predicted model, not a curated record